Messenger RNA from Limanda limanda (common dab), 3184 nucleotides. It is a transcript of the gene zbtb7a, whose product is annotated as zinc finger and BTB domain containing 7a. Lineage: Eukaryota; Metazoa; Chordata; Actinopteri; Pleuronectiformes; Pleuronectidae. The record is from RefSeq and is a predicted model, not a curated record. Gene Ontology annotation, molecular function: RNA polymerase II cis-regulatory region sequence-specific DNA binding; protein binding; DNA-binding transcription factor activity, RNA polymerase II-specific. Bases 1 to 2025 code for a protein of 674 amino acids. The transcript has 4 exons. Gene Ontology annotation, biological process: regulation of transcription by RNA polymerase II.
AUGUUGCCAGAUCUCAAGGUGUGGAGACUUAUAGGCGUUGCUUUGAACAAGGGAGAACAUAACAUAACAGUGGAGAGAAAAGGAGAGGUGAACGCAGGUGAGCCGGUGUGGAAGAAGACAGGCAGCCAGGUUGAGCAGACAGGCAGACGCACAGACGGCAGGACGGAUACACGGGUGGGGGCUGUGCUAGGCGGCUCGGCGGCAGGCUGGUGGAAGAUGUCGUCAGGAGCUGGUGGGAGGGGCGGAAGGCAGCUCAGGGGGACAGCAAGCGCCGGGGGCGGAGGAGGGCGAGGAGGGCCGGGGGAGGCGGAGGAAGGCCCCGUGGGGAUCCCUUUCCCCGAGCACAGCGCCGACAUCCUGGGCAGCCUGAACAAGCAGCGGCUCACCGGCCUGCUGUGCGACGUGCUCCUGGUCACUCAGGAUCAGGAGUUCCCUGCACACCGCUCCGUCCUGGCCUCCUGCAGCCCGUACUUCCACAAGCUCUUCACUUCAGGCGCCGCUGCCGACCAACAAAACAUCUACAACAUCGACUUUGUGCCAGCGGAGGCUCUGGGAGCGUUGCUGGACUUUGCCUACACAGCCACAUUGACAGUCAGCCACAGCAGCGUGGCGGACAUCCUUGCCGCUGCUCGCCUCCUGGAGAUCUCACCUGUCCAGGACGUCUGCACUCACCUGCUGGACACCAAAGUGCUCUCCCCGCCGGCGGGCAAUGAGCAACGAGAUGAGGAUGAAAAUAAGGAGGGAAAGGGCAGAGGGGGCAAGGAGCAGGGGAACCGGGUUCAGGCCCGGGAGUACCUGGAGUACUUCCAGAGAGGGGCGCACUGGAGCAGCAGCUGCAGCACGCCGGAGCUCAGGGACCUGCCUACACACCUGCACUUUAACCACGGCAAUGGCCCUAGCAACGGGGCUCCUGGUGGCCCUGGUGAGUACUUCUCCCCCCUGGCACUCGCAUUGGCCCAGGCCCCAACGCAGGAGCUAGAAGAAGAGGAUGACGAUGACGAGGAAGAUGAGGACGGGGAGGCAGUGCAGGGGAAUGGAGCGAGCCUGGGGUCGGCUUACUACCCACCAUCCCAGAAUGGGCACCUCUACCUCCCACCUGACUCGAGGCUGGGGCAGGAGACCGAAGUGGAGGACAGUGGUAGGGAGGAAAUGGCGAGGGAGAGAGGUUCAGCCAGCGCCCUCCUGCAGCAGAUGAUGGACUCCAUCGAGAGGCAAAAGGAGCGCGCAACAACUGGGGAGGACCUGGGAGAUGGGGACGACCCAGACAUGGAAUUUUACUUGAAUUAUUUUAACAGCACACAGCAUGAGGAUCCAUCUUCUGCUGCUGUGACACAUGGUGUGCCGCCACCCUGGUUAUCACGGGGCAGUACUGGCCAAGACAGAGGAGGAGGAGGAGAGAGGGUUGUUGGAGAGAGAGGCAGCGGGGGUGGAGGAGGUGGAGGAGAGAGGAAGAUGCGCUCUAAGGCCUUCCAGAAGUGCCCCAUAUGCUCCAAGGUCAUUCAAGGAGCAGGCAAGCUACCCCGCCAUAUCCGAACGCACACGGGAGAGAAACCCUAUGAAUGCGCCAUCUGCAAAGUGCGCUUUACCAGGCAGGACAAGCUCAAGGUUCAUAUGAGGAAGCAUACAGGAGAGAAGCCUUACCUGUGUACGCAAUGUGGAGCCGCCUUUGCUCACAACUACGACCUGAAGAACCACAUGCGUGUACACACAGGCCUGCGCCCCUAUCAGUGCUCAAGCUGCUUUAAGACUUUUGUGCGCUCCGAUCACCUGCACCGCCACCUCAAGAAGGACGGCUGCAACGGCAUCCCCUCUCGUCGAGGUCGAAAGCCCCGGAUGAGGGAGCCAGGGCACCUUGAGUCCCCGUUGGGUCUGCUGAGCCCCGGCUCCGACACAGGGCCUGCGCCUCGUACCAUCAGGGGACGGCGGCGUUCAGAGGCAACCUCGGCGGCGGAGAUGGAGGGGGUAGCUGGAGCUCAUGCACACAGUCCUCAGCUGCAGGAGCUGGCUGGGGAGGCUGGGCCCUGAGACUGCAGGGGCAUCAAGGACACUGCUGGAUACCAUAGUCACUCUGCACUGCCUGUGAGACAGGCCAGUGAACAGAGGAGAAAAAAGACGCAAAGACAGACUUAAAAAAAAACAAUUUAACAACUAACUAUUCCUCUAUAAACCAAAUCAGGGUGUCACAAAAAUCUAAUCUUUAUAUUUCUUUCUCCUUUUACUUUAGAAAAGAGUAGACUUGCAAGCACUUGAGUCCGUGUAUCUGUUAAAGAGCAAAGAACGCUUCACAUCAUACACCCAUGACGUCCACUUUCUGGGCCAUUUCCUUCUUUAUAAUAUAAGGGGUUUUAUACAUUGGCAUAUGGGCUUAGGCAAAUGUAUAAUAGAUACGAAGAAACUCUGAACAACUAUGCAGUUGAUUUAGAUUUUUAUUGGUUUUGUCCUCACAGCCUUCAAGCUCUAAGCAAGGUGUCUGUCAAGCACCUUCUGGCUGCUGUACGGGUGAAGCGAGGACAAAUCCUCCCGGUGAAAACAACUCUUUUUCUAUUCUUUUGCAGGUCUGAAAUGUACAGUUACCAUAGAAACAACAUUGCCACAAUAUGGCAUAUGCAAGGAAAACUCACCACAGGUUUGAUGCAACAGUUUUCUCUCUCUAAAUGUUCCAGAAAGACUCAGACGAGGGUUUGAUUGAAGUGUUACUUACUCUAUAAAAUGCAUUUUAAGAAUCUAAGGUUUGUCUUAUUGAAAAACAAAUUGACCUUGAGUCGAAUCCAUGUUAAUGGGGACUCGUCAAUUGCAGGACUAGGGAAAAUGAGGGGUGGAGGGAUUGUGUUUUAAAAGCACUACCAUCGUCAAUGUGUCUGUUGGCUUGACUACAUGGCCUCUUGUUCCUCACAAUUCUGCAAUUUCAGCAUUUCUGUUUUCCCUUUUUGAUUUUGUCUUAAUUUUUUUUUUGGUCGUUCCUUUUUGUUGACUGCUUCGGGUACUUGACACUUUAUAAUUGUAUACAUGUAUAUACAGCAGGUGGUAAAUAUGACAUUGGUCCUUUCUUAAUGCUGAGGUGUACUUACCAAUCGGGUUUUUUUCCUCUUAGGCUUGAUGUCAUAUUUCUCAAAGAGUGAAGCUUGCGGGUGAACGGAAAAAAAAACUGUAUGAAUGUUUGAUGAAACAAAAAAAACAUAAGUCA